ACCGCUUCCUUGGCUUUGAACUUUUCAAGAGACCUUUUUGGCACUGUUCAUCUUACGUCUCUUUUGUUUUGCCCUCGCGGGCGAACCCAUCUUCUGUUGCUCAUUCCGUUGACCCAAUCCUUGUCCUUUUCACCGGCCCUUUUUCCAAAUCUGAAUCGGGACUCCUGCAAAUUCUUCAUUGCACAUGCCCUUUUCCGCAAAUCGCAUCGUGCAUGAUUUCCAGGGCGCUCUCUCUGUCUCUUAUAUUCCCAUGCAGUGUCUUGGGGACGUGAACUACGAUGGUUGAUCUGCAUGAGCUUCUGUUGGGCUUCUCUAUCGUCUCCGUGGUGCUGUUCUCGAUCCGGAGGCUCCAGAGCCUCAUGAUGUCGGUCACCGCCAUUGCGCACGAGUCCUCUGCAUUGUCGGUGUCUCCCGGUCCCCUGUCGACGUUCGCCAAGGUUCUCGCGGCGUGGAGAGGGCCGUCCCCAGUUUCUCCGAGCUUCCUGCCCGAGACCCUGGAAAGCCCGGCUUCCGCAAAGGGAGAGAUAUCGAACCAGAGCGCCGCUAGAGAAAGUGAUAUGUCCCGCGCCGAAUUGGAAGAUUCGCAAGACUUAACGCGUCCAGAGAAAUGUGAUGAUUUGUUGACGGUCAAGCAAUGUAGAGAAGUGCGUGAAAAAGGUUUGCACGAUGUCCGUCCACGCGAGAUUAAUUCCGAGGCGGCGACAGAUGUCCCAGCUUCACCGGCGCAGAGAUUGAUUGCUGGCGAAAAGGUGAGUGCUAACAAGCUUAGGAAACGGCCGGCGAGGCUUAUUUUGCCGGAGAAUUUCCCGGCUCUCGAAUUGGGCUGCGAGAGGUUGAAGAAGAGAGAGAACAAGGAGUUUGAGGUGGAGGGAAGAGAUUACUGUUUGGUUAGCAAGAAAGGGAGGAGAGAUGUAAUGGAGGACAGCUAUGGAGUCACGGUCGAUGUCGCCGGAGAUCCCAAGCAGGCGUUUUUCGCUGUAAUAGAUGGACAUGGAGGCCGAGCCGCAGCUGAUUACGUCGCUGAAAAUCUAGGAAACAACAUCCUUAGAGAAGUUGAAACCCUAGGAGAGGAAAGAGGCUCUCUAGAAGAGGCCAUUCGCAGGGGCUACUCGGUCACGGACAAGGAGUUUCUUAGUCAGGGUGUAGUUAGCGGAGCUUGUGCAGCUAGUGUGCUACUGAAGGAUGGGCAUUUACAUGUAGCUAAUGUAGGUGAUUGUAGAGUAGUUCUAUGUAGGAAAGGAGUAGCCGACGCAUUGACCAGGGACCAUCAGGUUAGCCAAGAGGACGAGCGCCUCCGGAUCGAGAACUCAGGCGGCUUUGUACAUAGCCGUAAUGGGGUGUGGAGAGUACAUGGCUCUCUAGCGAUUUCUAGAGCAAUCGGGGACUUGCAUUUGAAAGAAUGGAUAAUUUCCGAGCCAGAGAUUAAGAUGUGCCGGAUAACGCCAGAUUGUGAGUUCCUCGUCAUGGCUUCAGAUGGAUUGUGGGACAAGGUCAGUGAUCAAGAGGCGGUUGAUUUGGUGUCCAGACAGACCAACUUGCAAGAAUCCUGUAAGAAGCUCGUGGAAUUAGCUUGUUCCAAAGGCAGCCUGGACGACAUAACUGUGAUGCUCAUCAAUCUUCAGAACUUUCGUUCCUGAUGGCCGCUUUCUGCACAACCUAAAAUGUCGAUCCACGACAAACCAAAGGAAGCUAAAUCUCGAACACAUCUUUGGCCCGGAAGGACCAGAUAAAACGUCACGCACCUCACGAGUCAGCGAGCAAUCCCACCAUGAUCAGUUUUGCGGGCUGCAGCGUGUUUAAGUGUAUAUACCAGGAGUUAUAUACUUUGAAGAAUGAUAGUUUGCGCUGCAAAUCAAGAGUAGAUUUUUACAUGCCUUCCCUAGAGAACAUACAGAUUUAAAUUAAAGUGGGUUUCACAUUCCUUCCGUUACUUAAUUGUUAUCAUUUUGGCGUUUGUACUUGACUAAAUCCAACUCUAAUCCUAUUCUAUUGGCGUUGU
Eucalyptus grandis is the source of this 1999-nucleotide messenger RNA. Its product is annotated as probable protein phosphatase 2C 2. Bases 279 to 1637 code for a protein of 452 amino acids. Gene Ontology annotation, biological process: protein dephosphorylation. Gene Ontology annotation, cellular component: cytosol; nucleus. The record is from RefSeq and is a predicted model, not a curated record. Gene Ontology annotation, molecular function: protein serine/threonine phosphatase activity. The transcript has 5 exons. NCBI's taxonomy places the organism in Eukaryota, Viridiplantae, Streptophyta, Magnoliopsida, Myrtales, Myrtaceae.